AAGGUAUCCUGCUAGUUUUCUAGAAAAGGCCAGUUCAGUAUUUGCCCAUCGCAGUGUCCCGGGAACCGGCGGAAGUGCUACAACUUAAAAGUCCGAAACGCUUCUGGGUGUUGGAAAUCGUUCUCCGAAUCAGAUUUUCUGUUCCCCGUGUGUUUUGUUAGGUCCUCAUGAUGCGACGCCAGUACGCUGUCGAUUCCGGCGGCGCCAAUUACGGUGGCGCCGCGGCGCCGGCCUCAGUGCACCACCACCACCACCACCACCAUCUUCAACAGAGGAUGGACCAGCAGCAGCAGCCGAGUAGCGGCGGCGGCGGUGCUAGUGAUUUCGAAGGACGACUAGAAGCGUUCACACCGGAGAGGGAUAGCAAUCCCAAUCCUAUACCGUACGGCGCUUCGAAACCAGAGGCCCAGUGGAGAUGGGAGAGAGAUGCUUCCAAACCCUCCAACCCUUUGACUCCCCAUCUCUUCAAUGAAGGUCAAGUGGGUGAUACACCUAGAUCCUAUUUCCAGGGUCAAAGGGCCAAUCCAAAACAUUCUUUAGAGACACAGAGCAACAGUGAUUCCCGAUCUCAACCUCAUAUUGAAGAUGUGGACCUUGGAUAUGAGGAUAAUCCUUCCUUGCAGUCCUUUGACGAUCUUGAACAGAAGUUCCGUGAUGACAUUAGGAAAUUAACCAAUGAACAUAACGAUGCUGAGGAUGCAGAAAAUGCUAGACACAAAGAGAAAAUUGGUACAAUCAAUACUCAGUAUGAAGAACAAUUAGCAUCACUUCGGAGCCGGCAUGCUGGUCAUAGAGAUGAGUUACUUCGGAGGGAAUCAAAUGCCCGGCAGCAUCAAUACCAGCAAGCCGUGAUGGAUCGUUACCCUAAAAGCAGCAUGGGCUCCUCUGAUAUUCAUGGUUACAGUGGAAAUCCGGCUUCAGCUACUGCUGGGGAUGCACGCAGAAGUUACGAAACUGACCAAUAUGAUUCUUACAGAGAGCGUGCUAGAUUUCUUGGGGGUUCCCGUGAUCCUGGGUUUAAGCCUAGGGGACCAUAUCCAGGAGGCCGUGUUUAUGAUACUGGCUCACGCUUUUACUAGUUACCCUUUUGGUCUACUGGACUUUCUUCUCCAGGUUUAUGCAUAUCAUAUCAGUGGGAGGCACAUCGCCAUCAGUGUAAGUUUGUAAGAUCCAGCACACUCCUAAAAAACAAAAAUUUCUCUCUCUAUUCAGCGGGUCUCUCUCUCUCUCUCUCUCUCCCGGUUUGAGAGUCAUCGCUGCGCCUCACCUUUGUGGUGACAUCUCACUCUUAGUAGUGAUUCCUCAUCCUUGUGGUGAUUUCCCUGAGUCAUUCUCAGUCUUUUCCUGCCUUGUUUAUUCUCCUUUUUUCUACAGCCUGAAUCCUAGUCCAAGUUCCAACCCCAAAUAUCAUCGUUCCACCCAUCUUAUCUCUCAAUCUUCUCCCUCCAGAUCUUCGAUCUUAGAACUACUCUCAUCUAUGCUUCUUAGAUGCCACAACUUUGAAUCCGCAACGACUACUUAAAAACGCGAAUCUUCGCGUAUCAAGUGGAAGGUGUGUAGAGCUUUGACUCGAGUGCAUGCACCACCUCCUUUCUUGUCUUGGUUUGUUUUGGUUCUUGAUCUCGUGGGUGCUCUUUGCUCAUUGUUCCAUAAGUGGUUGCUGCAAAUUAGAAGUGGUGGUGUUGAUAAGUUGCUGGGCAGAGAUUAUAGACCCAUGGUUGGAUCGCUAGAUUCACUCUACAAUUUUAUGUUUUUGUUAUUUGGGAUUUCUUGGCUCGGACUUUUGCAGUCGGAUUUCUCCGCGAGCUGUAUUUUUGAACGAAGAUGGAGUGCAGCGACAACCUCUGUCUUGCCGGUGGUUGAGGAGAAUGUAGUAGUUACUGUUAGGGUUUGUCUCUACCUUUGUUAUGCAGUGGUGUUUUCAUGGAAUGCUUAUUUUAAUGAAGUAUCAUGUUUUUAUUUUUAUUUUUAUUUUUAACAUAGUAGAAUAGUAGUAGAAGUUUUCUCAUCUACACAAUUGAACCUGGCAAGCUGGAUUGCACUCACUGGUCAUUUUCUGUAGUACGCUAAUAACCUCUAUCUAAGAUGA
Molecule: messenger RNA, 2089 nt
Organism: Argentina anserina (silverweed cinquefoil)
Lineage: Eukaryota; Viridiplantae; Streptophyta; Magnoliopsida; Rosales; Rosaceae
Exons: 4
Coding region: 168-1079 (303 amino acids)
Source: RefSeq, a predicted model, not a curated record